Abrus precatorius (Indian licorice) is the source of this 3544-nucleotide messenger RNA. Its product is annotated as protein PHLOEM PROTEIN 2-LIKE A10-like. The transcript has a single exon. Bases 446 to 1684 code for a protein of 412 amino acids. The record is from RefSeq and is a predicted model, not a curated record. NCBI's taxonomy places the organism in Eukaryota, Viridiplantae, Streptophyta, Magnoliopsida, Fabales, Fabaceae.
UUGACGAGAGCUUCAACAACCUCUUAUUUGGCGCCGUGUCUGGCAAUUGGUCCGGUAAGUCUUCGUGUCUUCUUCCUCUCUUUUUCAAAAAGGUGAACAAAACCCAGGGCAUCGUUACAUCGAAACUUGUAAGGUAUUUUCCUUCUUGACACGAUUCAAUGCUAACUGAAAACUCAGUUAAAAGAAAAAGAUUAAGCCAAAGCAAAGUUAGAAAUUGUCAGAGGAACUAUAAUAUUUACAUUUAACGGAUACCAAUUUCCCCCUCAACUAAUCCAUCAACUCUAUUUAUUUCCCUUUCCCUUCGCUUUCGCUACCUUCAUCUUCGCUAUUUAUUUUCCCCUUCAAUCCAACGUCCGUAGUUAACUACAUUACCAAAACCAACCUCACUUCAAACUUCGCCCUUCUGACACAUCCCUUAGGGUUUUCAUUUCCCCUUCCGAUUUCUAUGGACCUUCCGAUUCUCAGGAAGUGUCUCGAUUUUUCUCGAAGAAACAAAAACUGGCUUCUCCUUAUUGCCGCGUUCGGAGCUUCAGGUUACGGCGCAUAUAAGGCCUACAAUUCACCGUAUCUAGCUCAGAAGCGGAAACGUUUCGUGAAGCUCCUCAGAGCCUUCGUUUCUGUUGCCGAGUUAAUUUCUAAUUCUGCGGACACUGUCAAUCUAAUCUCCAAUGAUUUGAACCAAUUCCUCGCUUCAGAUUCCGAUCAAAUCCCUAACAGUUUGAAACAGUUAUCGAAACUCGCAACCUCGAAUGAGUUCUCCGCUUCGCUGGCUAGGGUUUCUGAGGCUCUAACGCUUGGGAUUUUGCUAGGGUAUAAAAGACAGGCGAGUGACGAUAACAAUCGCUCUGAGAUCAGCGCCGAUUUUUCGGAUAGGGUGUUGGAGAAGCUUUUCUCGAAGGCUGGAACUGGUUUUAUGUCCGUUGUGGUUGGAAGCUUCGCGAGGAACUUGGUUUUGAGUUUCGUCAAUGCUGAAUCGGUGGGUGAUAGAGUGAAUGAGCGAUCUCAAUUGGACGUUCCUGGAUGGGUGAAUGUGAUUUGCGAUGAAAGGUGUGGGAAGCUUAUAGGGGAUUGUGUACAGGUUUUUGUGAGCACUGCGGUUGCUGUUUUUCUUGAUAAAAGUAUGGAUGUCAAUACCUACGAUGAAAUGUUUGCUGGAUUGUCGAAUCCCAAGCACCAGGAGAAGGUGAAGGGCGUUCUGGUUUCUGUGUGUAAUGGUGCUGUUGAAACUUUUGUUAGGACGUCUCACCAGGUGUUGACAAAUUCAAGUGUGCGGUCGAAUUCGAGUUCAUCUGUGGCUUCUGUUGUUCCCAUGAGUGAGGAUGGGUGCCUAAAGCAUGACGCAUUGCUUCAGCAGCUCAGAAUUGGAAGCUCGGUUAGUCAAGUUCAGGAUGUUCGGUGGCUCGAUCAGAUUAAGUCGACACUUUCGGUGCCAGCUAACCGAAGGUUUGUGCUUGAUGUCACAGGGAGAGUGACUUUUGAAACGGUGAGGUCAUUCGUGGCAUUCUUUUUAUGGAGAAUAUCGGAAGGGUUCAAGAAGAGUGUCAGUAAAGUCCAUGAUGAGGUUGUGGAUAAAGGACUGGAAGUGGUUAAAUUUGUUGGAGCUAAGUCAUCAGUUAUUCUUACAUUGUAUCUUGCUUUGUAUUUGCAUAUUAUGGGUGGUAGUAGUAUUCUCUUGCCAGCUUAGCAUGAUGAUUGAUCCCCCCUUAAUUGUAAUGCAGUUGGAAUUUAAUGGAAAAUGGAAACAACAUUAGCUCUUUAAGUCUGUUGACAUAAAUAAAUAUUUCCAACUAUUAAAAUUGCGGUCAUACUUUAGUGGGCGAAAAGAAUUUUGCAUGUAAUCUUCAAGUUACCACUCUUAGAGCCUGUUUGAUUACACAUUUAAGGUAGUGUAAUUGAUUUUAACAGAAAGAUGGUGCCUGCAUAUUUUUUUAACAAAAAUAUACACCAAAUUAGUUGAAUGGUAGUGAUAAUUUUCCACCGCCAACGGAAUCGAUUCUGCUUUUAAUACAAACAGGCUCUUAGUCUUUGUCCGUUCCCUCCCCCCAAAAGAAAGGGCAGUAGUUUGAGCCAUUUUUUUGCUCAAAUUUACAUUGCUUCAGUGCAUUGCUGGAUGCAUGAAACACAAGAUGUCCAAAAAUUGGAGUAACUUUUUAUACUGCUCUCUUGAAAGGAAACAAAUAAGGUGUCUGGAUACACGCUAAAACCAAGGAAAUGUACAGUGAACAUAUAGAAGCUACUCCUUGGAGCGAUAAAAAAUGCAUGUGUGAGAUCAAUGGAUGUGUACCCAAACACACAUAAAGUAAGCUGCUCUAUCAUUGUAAUGUUUAAAGUAUAUUCAUCUGCAGAGUUUGUGAAUGAUAUUCUUCCAAUUUAACCUUGCUUCCUCACUCUUUGUAAUUUUAUUCCUCCUUCAGAAGAUAAAAGAAAAACAAUUUUGAAUACAUUUAUUUGUUUUUUAUAUGACAAAUUGAUAAUAAUAUUUGGUUGAAUAUGUUGCUUUCUUUUUCUAUAUAAUUUAGUGAUUACAUAGCAGACUUGACUUUCUGAGACUGCUGACUGGAGCUGGCCGCUGUGGUAUGUAUCUGACUAAUUUUAAGAUUGUUGAUUUAGUCAGGUGAGUUUAGCUUCACUUAUAUUUAAGAUCUGGGUUUGAAUCCAUUUCUCUUUGUUGAGAAUUCCUGAUUCUUAUGCAUGAGACUUGGUUUUGCCAAUAGCCAUAAGAACUACAAACUGCAUAUUUAAUGUAAUAUAGGUUAGCAAAAUAACAAGUUUUGUGGCAAGCUUGAAAUAAGAAUUGCUUUUGAUAUGGAUGUUGGUUAGCAAAGAUUUCCAAAGAUCUAUCUUUGAUUGCUAUGAUUCUAAUCAACAUUUGUGUAAAGUUGACAUUUUAUUUUUUAGUUAGCAAACAUGAGAUCGUUGAUUUUGCUGCUGAUACUAAGUAGGUCUUUGAAAGGGAAAAAAUAUAUGAAGAAACAAAACAUCUAUGCUAACUUCCAUAUUUUGAAAAGAUUUGGUUUCAACAGAUUAUUGACAAUUUAUCUGGAAAAAGAUUUGGUUCUAACUGUGUUAACACAAUUUAUUUGAGUUCUUCUUUUGGAUGGACUAAAUCUAAUGUGCCCUAAAUCAUGAUGCAUUGUUUUCUGACAAGAAUAUCACAAUCAUAAGCAUAUGCACACUAACGAGAACACCAAGAGCAUAUGCAUGCUUUAAAUUCUUUACAUCGUUGUUGAUAUAUACUAAUCAGUAUUGUCCGUUUCAUGUACUAGAUAGAGCUUCCAAUGGUUUCUUUGAUAUUAGGUUAACAUGCCUUAUUAUAUGAGAGUAGUUUUCCAUUUAAUCGCUUCUGAUGUUGUUGUGUUUCUCUUUCUGAGUAUCUAAACCUUUACAAUCAGAGUGUUAUCUCUGUGGUACUUCACCAUUCUUGACUGUUAUACGCCUAAAAAUGGGCCAGUUGUCUUCUAUUCAUGAAACUCUUUCCAGCAAUGGACCAGUAGGUUUUGAAGUUGUCAUCAAAGCUCUUGCUCUAUCCAGUUGAAUAAAUGAU